UCACAGGGCAAAAGAGGCUAUAUAAAAAUUAUCGAACAAAAAGGUCGCAUAUCUCUUCAUCUGCCAGCCAGAAAACCUGACAACAAAAAAAAAUAUCAAAACCAAUCAAAGUGACGCAGGCUGAAUUUCGCACCUUUUUUUACAAUGCAACAAUAUCUUUAGCAAGAAAUUACUCCCAAUGGAUCAGAACGUGGUGGAUUGUGAACUAGCGGAGCGCGACACAGGGCUGUGCGUCUGCAAGGGGGGACCCACGCUUGAGAUCCUCAAGGACAUACAGCGGCUCUACGAGGAGAAGAUGGAACACAUCGAGAAGGCUUCGGGCCCUACCAAGCUACAGAUGCAAGUGGAGGUGCUUCGCGCGUGGGUGGGGGACCUGGUGGGACAGAACACGCUGCUGGCGCGCGCCGUCGAGGAGCUGGAGACAGAGGCCACCACCAAGCUACUGGUCGAACGCCGUAGGAACAGCGAGGUGGUGUCCGAGGUCCGCGCGGAGUGCGCGGCGCUGCGCCGGCGCCUGGCGCGCAAGGACUCGGACCUGCGCGGGCUGGUGGAGGUGCUGCGGCGACUGCGCGAGUUCGACUACUGCACGCUAGAUGGCAUUCACUUCUUUGAGGUCACAGAGUCCGAUAUAUUUGGAUCCGUUGAAUGGCGUCCGAAGAGAGAGCUGGAACAGGGAGACACGGGCAAGCCACGGGGGAACAACCUGAAACAUGACACGAGCAGAUAUAAAAACAGUCGCCUCUACAAAGUCGGAUAGAACUGUCUACUACUACUACGUCUUUAUUGAUUUUUGAAUUUUAUUUGAUUAUAUACAAUAUUAUAUU
Helicoverpa zea (corn earworm) is the source of this 824-nucleotide messenger RNA. RefSeq lists its product as uncharacterized. The coding region runs from base 179 to 757 and encodes 192 amino acids. The transcript is spliced from 4 exons. Lineage: Eukaryota; Metazoa; Arthropoda; Insecta; Lepidoptera; Noctuidae. The record is from RefSeq and is a predicted model, not a curated record.